CCGAGCCGCGCCGAGCCGAGCCGCGCCGAGCCGUGCCGUGCCCAGAGCGGCGCGGCGGGGCCGAACCGAGCGGAACCGAACCGAACCGAGCCGAGCGGAGCCGAACCAAGCCGAGCGGGGCCGAGAGGAGCCGAGCGGAGCCGAACCGGCCCGGACCCGGUGCCGGUGCCGGUGCUGGUGCCGGUGCCGGGCGCUGCCCCGCGCGGGAAGCGGCGCCGCGAUGCGGCGGGGCCCGGCCCCGCUCUGCCUCCUCGUGGUGCUGCAGCUCUGCCCCGCGCAGGUGCCGGCGCGGCGCCCCGGCGAGGCGACGCUGCACCCCUGCGGUGACCGCUCCGACCCCCUCUGCGUGGACAAGCGGGGACCCGGGGAGACCGAGGCACCGGCGGCCGCCGGGCACCUGCCGGCGGCCGAGGAGCUGCCGAUCGCCGGGGGUCCCGCGGCGCCCGGCGUGGCGCCCUCCGCCGCACGCAACGCCUCCGAGUUCGCGCCGCCCGAGGACGCCGGCAGGAACAUCAUCCCCGUCUACUGCUCCAUCCUGGCCGCCGUGGUGGUGGGGCUGCUGGCCUACGUGGCCUUCAAGUGCUGGCACACCUGCAAGCAGAAGCAGCAGCUGGCCAAAGCGCGGGCCGGGGAGCUGGCGCCGGCGCCCGAGGGCGAGAAGCUGCACAGCGACAGCGGCGUCUUCCUCGACACCCACAGCCUGCAGGAGUCCCACCAGCUCAGCAAGGCGCCCCGGCCCUACAGCGCCGUGCCGCCGGCGCGGCGCGAGGAGCUCGAGCGGCUGCUGGAGAGCGGCGGCGAGUGGCGCGCGCUGGCCGCCCGCCUGGGCUACGAGGCCGAGGCCGUGGGCGCCUUCGCCCGGGGCCAGGCGCCCGCCCGCACCCUGCUCGCCGCCUGGGCCGCCGCCGACGGCGCCACCGUGGAGGCGCUGGGCCAGGCGCUGGCCGCCAUCGGCCGGCCCGACGCCGCCGAGCGCCUGGCCGCCCCCGCCGACGCCAGCUCCCUCGUCUGAGCCGCCUUCGCUCGCUGCUUUUUUUCUAAAAAAAAAAACCCCGCUGGUUUUGUACUGUUACUCUUUUUUAGGAAUUUAGGGGAGGGGUCGGGUGGAGGGGGGCGACGGGGCCGCUCGCGCCCGGGCGCGCGGCUCGGCCCAGGUGCCCGAAGCGCCUGCCGGGCCCGGUACUGUCUCGAUUUCAUUUUAUUAUUUUUUUUUUCAGUUUUUUUUUUUUUUACAUAAAAAGUUCCAGUAAAAAUUGGAUAAAGUAAAAUGAUUUAAGCAGUAAAAUCAAUCUUAUCAACAUAGCACAAGGCCUGCCGGAAAUCCAGGGGCAGCCCGUUCCUGAAUAUUUACAUGAUAACAGAUUAAACCUUG
This is a messenger RNA of Rhea pennata, 1372 nucleotides long. Its product is annotated as death domain-containing membrane protein NRADD-like. Gene Ontology annotation, molecular function: coreceptor activity; death receptor activity; nerve growth factor binding. The transcript has 4 exons. Gene Ontology annotation, cellular component: cell surface; plasma membrane. Gene Ontology annotation, biological process: Rho protein signal transduction. Bases 221 to 1012 code for a protein of 263 amino acids. Lineage: Eukaryota; Metazoa; Chordata; Aves; Rheiformes; Rheidae. The record is from RefSeq and is a predicted model, not a curated record.